AUGAUCAAACUCGUCCACGUGACCGCUCGGAAGCCGUCCCUUUCCAAAGUCGAGUUUUACGACCGCUGGCUGAAUAGACACGGCCCGUCGGUUCAUUCACAUGCCAGAACGCUUCGUAUGAAGAAAUGUGUCCAAAGCCACCUAAUCGACUCGCCGCUCAACGAAGCCUUGCGAAGCCCACGAGGCAUGCUUCCACCCGUUGAUGGGAUCAAUGAAGUCUGGUGGGAUUCUCUGGAAGACUUGCAAGCAGCAUUCACCUCACCCGAGGGCUUGGCCGCGCUGGAGGAACUCGGGUCAGAUGAGGAGAGCAUUACCGACCCAAGCCGAAGUCAUAUUUUUCUGACGAAGGAGCAUGUCAUCUUCGACAACACAUCGCCAUCCACGAAAUCGCCUGUGGGAGAUGAAACUACGAUCAAAGUCACGUACCUGGUCGUAAAGAGAGACGGCACGACCAGGGACGCUUGCCACAAAACGUGGCUGGACGAUCACGGUCCAUAUGUCACCCAAUUCGCAAAGGCGCUGAAUAUGGAUAAGUACGUACAAAGUCACACCAUCACAGACGACUUCAGUGAGAGUCUCCGCGAAAAGAGUGGUUUCGCAAAAGCUCUGGACGGCAUCACAGAGGUGUGGAUCGUAGAUCCAAGCAAGAGUCCGCAGGAUAUAGCAGCCACGGGUGGGAGCACGAGACUCAUUGAGGACGAGAAGAGAUUCGUCGAGUUGGGUCAGUCGAGGUGUUUUGUGACCAAGGAGCAUGUGAUAUUCGAUUUCAGGUAG
Messenger RNA from Cyphellophora attinorum, 774 nucleotides. RefSeq lists its product as uncharacterized. The coding region runs from base 1 to 774 and encodes 257 amino acids. Lineage: Eukaryota; Fungi; Ascomycota; Eurotiomycetes; Chaetothyriales; Cyphellophoraceae. Gene Ontology annotation, molecular function: oxidoreductase activity. The record is from RefSeq and is a predicted model, not a curated record. The transcript has a single exon.